Molecule: messenger RNA, 202 nt
Organism: Acaulospora morrowiae
Lineage: Eukaryota; Fungi; Glomeromycota; Glomeromycetes; Diversisporales; Acaulosporaceae
Source: the annotation of a GenBank genome assembly
GUAUAUUUUUGGAAAACGAAAAAUUCUUGCAGAAAAACCUAAGCUGUGGCACAUCAAUCUAAUCUUGGAGAUCUCUUGCAGUACGUGGCAAGAAAUUUCAAAAAUCGUUGAAGAAAAAUUUGGAUUCUGUAAAGAUGCCGAAUAUCUAAUGCUUAAGGAUCUUCUUGAUAAUAUGAUUCCUCUUGUUUUGGAUGUUUAUGCA